UUCGAUCCAACUUCAAAACAGAAAACAAAUAAGGAUAAUUCGAAAAAGAUCAAAAAGAAGAAAAAAAACAGUGACACGUGACUCUACGGAAUAAAGGAUUUCAUUUAUUAAUUAUGUACGGUAACGAUUUCAGCUUGAACAGAAAAUUGUCAAUAGACAGACCGUAAGAAGAGUAAGCCCCACAGGAGAUUAAUUCAAGUCUUACUAGUUGUGAAUAUGGCUUGGCAAGGUGGUGGUGGUGAACCACCUUAUGGGUUUUAUCCAAACCAACAGUAUUAUGGAGGCCAGGGUGGCCAGGGAAACCCUCAGCCCGGGUUCAAUCCCAAUUAUCCACCAAAUUCAGGUUAUCCACCACAAGGAGGCUAUCCACCACAAGGCGGUUAUCCUCCAGGUGGCUACCCACAAGGCAGUUAUCCUCCAGGUGGCUACCCACAAAGCGGAUAUGUAGGCGGUGGCAGUGGAUAUCCUCCAAGCGGUGGCUACGGUGGUGAUGAAGAAGCCAAAGGUUUUGAAUUCAACGACGCAAGCAUACGACGCGGAUUCAUAAGAAAAGUUUACGCAAUUCUAAUGGUUCAAUUAAGCGUGUCUCUAGCGUUCAUUUGUCUCUGCGUCUUUCAUACUGGUACGAAAAAUUUCCUGCGUGGUCAUCGUGAGCUAUUCUGGGUUGCUCUGGCCGUGCUCUUCGUGACAAUGAUUGCAAUGGCCUGCUGUGAAAGUGUACGAAGAACACCACCAACGAAUUUCAUAUUUUUGGGACUGUUUACUUUAGCUCAAUCAUUCAUGUUGGGCACGCUGACCUCAGCUGUUCCCCCAGAUACAGUGAUGUUGGCCGUUGGCGCAACAGCACUCGUGUGCCUGGCUUUAACCAUAUUUGCGUUGCAAACCAAGUUUGAUUUCACCGUAUUGAAUGGUUUCCUAUUCGUUGCUUUGAUUUUGUUCAUGCUUUUCGGAAUAGUCGCCAUGUUUUGGCAUGGUCGCAUAAUUCAUCUUGUUUAUGCGUCCAUUGGAGCACUUCUGUUCAGUGUCUACUUGAUUUACGACACACAAUUGAUGAUGGGAGGCAAUCACAAAUUGUCCAUUAGUCCGGAGGAAUAUAUCUUUGCUGCACUCAAUUUGUACAUGGACAUAGUGAAUAUUUUCAUCUAUAUUCUAACCAUUAUCACAGCGGCACGGGACGAUUAAUUCUAUUUGUUUCGCUUACCGUGAUCAACAAUGGUUUUAACUGUCAUCCAAGCGACUCUUUUUGAUUUCGUGAACCUCACAUUAUGUGAUUUGCAAAACAAUGGUUAAACAAGAAUCUUUAUUUCAUAAAAGACAUUCGACGUUAGUAAUUACUAAUUACUUUUUGUGGAUUAGUUUAAAAAUCAUUCUUAUUAUCCCAAACAUUGGAAAAGAAAAAAACAAAAUCAAAAUAUAUUUACACAAACCAAAAGCAUCAUACAAAAACUAUUAUUCUAUGUUGUCACUUUCUAAGUUUAUCAAACGUUAAAAUUUAAAAAUAUAUUAUUAUAUCUACAUUUACGAAGAAACGCAAUUUUAUGCAACGACUGUAAACAGCCGUCGAAUAUAUUUCGGAAAAUGUUUAAUGCAAUGAAGAAAACAAUCGAAUGUCCAAAUUCGGAGAACGAGGAAUAAAAGCAACUAAUAAUAAAAUCUAAGACACUAACAAUUCAUUGUCAUUUUAUGUCUACUUAAUCCGAAAGCAUUUUUUCCACUUAUAUUGUAUAAUCUACACGAAUGGUUAGCCUUACGAGAAAAAAACAUUUAAAGAUAUUUAAAACAAAAAAAAAAUCUAUUAAUAAAAGAAUUUAAAAUAAAAACUCUAAAACCGA
Messenger RNA from Sitodiplosis mosellana (orange wheat blossom midge), 1832 nucleotides. Its product is annotated as protein lifeguard 1-like. The coding region runs from base 217 to 1182 and encodes 321 amino acids. Gene Ontology annotation, cellular component: membrane. NCBI's taxonomy places the organism in Eukaryota, Metazoa, Arthropoda, Insecta, Diptera, Cecidomyiidae. The record is from RefSeq and is a predicted model, not a curated record. The transcript has 6 exons.